GAGAACGAUGUCUCCUGUCAGGAUGAUCCGUUGUCUAAUAAGACUCAACCGGAUAGACUCAUCAAGCAUUCAGAUGAGGAAGGACUUCAUACCAGAGAUUCGGAUGAACAUGAAGACGAUGAUGAAGAUGAUGAUGUCCCAACACCCACUACUGCCGAAACGCCCGGCUGUGUUAGCACAAGUACUGCUGUCACCGACAAUUUAUUGCAAGUGGCUCCUGUAGCGGCCAAUGGAGACGGAAACAUGGUUGGUGUAGGUGAAAAUCAAGCUCUUUUUAGUUCACUUGACGUGGCCAAACCCGAAGCAACAAAGAAGGUUGAUAUCUCUUUAUCUUCUGCCGCUCGCUCGGAAGAUCCUUUAUCAUCGCGAUGUGUCAAGUUAAAUGGUCUUGAAGCUGACGCGGGUAAAACAAAACAAUCGAAUGAUCCUGGUUUGGAGAAAAAGACUCGCCGCCAGUUACAUAAAACUACUUCUAUUUUUUUCCGAUCUCUCCCUCCGUCAAUUACUCGGGCCGAACUUGUAGAGGUUUUUCCGAAAUUUGAUAUUGAUGGACCAAAUUUUCCAAAGGAGGAUUGCUUAUAA
Molecule: messenger RNA, 582 nt
Organism: Protopolystoma xenopodis
Lineage: Eukaryota; Metazoa; Platyhelminthes; Monogenea; Polystomatidea; Polystomatidae
Source: the annotation of a GenBank genome assembly